CAGCCACACUGGUGGCGGCAUUCUUUUGCAGGAAUUUGGCAUAUUUUGACAUAAAAAGUGUUUAACAACUAAUUAAAGUUAGAAGAUAGAACCCCAGCGCUUUGUUACAAGCGUGCAAAAUUGGAAAACUCAGCGCUGGUGGAGCACCCAGUGGUUGCCGGGAACAGACGUUGAUGCUUUAGAGGAGGGCCUCCGCAGGACAUCGGCAUCAGCAGCAUGUACAACGGCAUUGGACUGACCACGCCCCGUGGCUCCGGCACCAAUGGACACGUGCAGCGCAAUUGGGCAUGUGUGCGGCCCGGGAAGAAGGACAAGGACUAUCGCGCCGAGGACGACACCAAGAAGCUGGACGCCCAGCUGAACAGGCCGCCCAACAAGGAGAUUCUGGACCACGACCGCAAGCGCAAGAUCGAAGUCAAGUGUCUGGAGUUCGAGGAGAUUCUCGAAAAGGAAGGACGCACACCGGAGGAAAUCAAGACCCAUGUGGACUCGUUUCGCCAGAAGUUGAUGGGACAGGGCAAAACAGAUCUGGCCAAGGAUGAAUUCGGACGCGUAGCUAACACCACAUCAUCCACAACCACGGCAACGGCGGCAGUGGGAACCACAGCGGCUGCCUCGGUGGCCUCUGCCUCCACAACCACAACAACGAUGAUGGCAGCCACCACGGUGCAGGUGGUGAAAACUAAGAAACGCCGAAAGCGACGCAAACGCGCAGGUCACGCAAUCACCUCCUUAACUACCAGCGCGACCGAAAAGAGCACAUCCAACACGCCCGGUAGCAAUCCCCCCAGUCCGAGCCCCUCCUCCGCUCCAAGUGCCACCGUCAACAGUGCCAGGAAGUGCAAGAAGGCACCUUAUUUCCAACACGACAACCGGGAGUACCUGGCCAAGUACGAAGGCUUCCGUUUGACCGCCCACACGUGGAACUAUGCGGCGGUGGCCAGGAAGUUCAAGCCCUUGCGGCCGGCGUUGGCAAGCGGCGCCAACAAGACCAGGCGACCAGCAGUCUCCAAGAGGUCACUCCCGGAGUGCGCCUGCGCCUGCCAGCAGAAAGAGACGGAACCGGAGCCGGUGCCGGUGCCAGUGCCGGCACUUGAAUCCAGUCAUCACCGAACAGCUGAGCACUCCAUCCACAAGAAGGAGCUGCCGCUGCCUGCGUCACAUGCGAAAAUCAACAUCGAUGGCAGCGUGCUGCUCGAGCUGCUCAAGUACUCCUCGAGUAGCCUGCUGGAGACACUGCUGCUGGGCGGCGGCAGUGCGGUGGCCACCAGUGCUCGCGACACCCAUCAAAUAGCCGAAGCUCAGCAGCAGAAGAACGCCAAGCUGCGCGAGGCCUUCAACAUAUCCGAGUACUUUGUGGAGGGCAGCAGCUUCGACAGCGAUCGCAAGGCGAAGGAGGAUCUGGCCAAAAGCGUGGCUCUCCAAAAGGAACUGGACGCCCAGCGCGAAAGCCUGGCCGCGGCGGCCGCUGCCGCAGCAGCAGGCAAGGACAAGGAGACCGGCAAGCGGUAUGCCCUAGUGCGGACUCCAUCCCGCGAACGCGAGCGGGAGCGGGAUCGCGAUGAAGGAGAUGCGGCUGCCACCAGCGGUGAUGAGCGCGAACAUGUCUCAAAGUCGGACAAGAAGAAGCGCAAGAAGCGUGCCAGGGAAAGUUCGGCUAGUCCUGAGCGCAAGAAGGACAAGAAGAAAAAGUCAAAGAAGCACAAGAAAGAGAGUAAGUCAAAGAAGAAAAAGUCGCGAAAGCGCAAGCACAGCGAGAGUGAUGACGACAAGGACACCGAGGAUGAGGACGAUAGCAGCGAGGAGGAUAGGCGCGAGUCGAAGAGUGCCCGAAAAAAAGCCAAGAAGGACAAGAAAAAGCGCGACAAGAAGCUGAAAAAGAAGUCACGCGCCCGUGCCAGCUCCACAGAUUCGGAGCGCUCAAACUCUCCAUCGCGCAAGGAGAACAAAUCGGACAAGUCCCGUGGAGGGAAAUCCUCCAAGGCCAAUGAGAAGGCUUCGCAGCAGGACAAUGCCACGCGCAGUCGUUCUCGCGAACGUCGUAAGGAAACGAAAUCCAGGCCACAUGAAGCCUCCAUAGACAGUCGUCAUAAUAAGAUGCGGGAAAGGGAACGCUCGGCGGUCACUCCGCCACGCAAGGAGCCGGAAAGGCAGCGGUCUAAGGAGAGACAGAGGUCGAGGGAAAGGCAGCGGUCGAAGGAAAGACAGCCAUCCAGGGAAAGGCAGAGAUCCAAGGAAAGGCAACGAUCUAAGGAAAGACAGCGAUCGAAGGAAAGACAGCGUUCCAAGGAAAGGCAACGAUCUAAGGAAAGACAGGGGUCCAAGUCCAAGGAAACGCAGCGAUCCAAGGAAAGACAGCGGCCCAAGUCCAAGGAAAGACAACGAUCUAAGGAAAGAGAGCGUUCGAAGGAAAGACAACGAUCCAAGGAAAGACUACGAUCCAAGGAGAGACAACGAUCCAGGGAAAGACAGCGAUCCAAGUCCAAGAAUAGAAAACAGUCCAAGGAUAAGAAACAGGCAGUGGACAAAAGACGAGACAAAUCCAAAGAUCGUUCAAAGGAAAGGCAACGAUCAAAUGAUAGGCAACGAUCAAAGGAGCGGCAACGUUCCAAGGAGAGACAAAGAUCAAAGGAAAGGCCACGGUCCAAGGAGAGGCUACGCUCCAAGGACAGGCAACGUUCCAAGGAGCGACUACGUUCCAAAGAGAAGCACCGCUCCAAGGAGAGGCAACGCUCCAGGGAACGUCCUGCCAAGGAAUCCCGGCCCACAAAUUCGCCCAAAGAGCGUAGUCCCAAGAAGAAGGAAGACAACCGCAAGCGUUCCCCCUCCAUUGCGAGGGAAAGAAAGCAAACGGACUACACUAAGCUAAGUCGCAACUCCCGAUCACGCACCCGAUCGCCAGCCCAUUCCCCAGAGGUACCGCCCAAGAAGACGGUGGUGCCCACACCUGCCUUCAAUCCCUUCAAGGCGGCCGAGGACACUGUCAACGAUAUCCUGGGCACCAAGUCGGUGAUGGUGGCCCUGGAGCAGACUAAGCGCCAGCGAGCAGCCUCCAGCUCUAGCUCGGAUUCAGACAGCUCCAGCAGUAGCCAGUCGUCUGCCUCGCGGACACCAUCGCCCAAACCCAUGCCCACGCCCAGGAAACAGAAGAGGAGGAGCAGUAGGACACCAGAGCCGGCAAAGGAGGUUAAGAAGGAGGCCAGUCCAGCCAAGAAGGAGCGCCGCAGGAGUGUGAAACGGGAGAGCUCCGUUUCCAAACCCAAAAGCAAGGCGAUAGAAGCGAGUCCCAAGCCUGCGAGGCGUCGCUCCCGUUCAAGUUCCUCGGAGCUGCGCUACUCCCCUGCAGAAAGGCAUCCGGAACGCUACCAGGACAUCAUUCAGGACAAGAAGCGGCCUUCGAAAGCUAGGGAACCGAAACCCGCUCCAGUGGUUCGCCUGCGAGCCCAAAGCGACGAUGGCAGCGACGAUGCCGAAACAGGAGUGGAUGGUACCGCUUUGGAGGAGUUCCAGCAGAGCAGGCGGCAGCACGAGGAGCAGCAGGAGCUGCGCAUGCUGGAGCAGCUCAAGUCGGGCAUAGCGGCCAAGGCCAAGCAAAAGAUCAGGAUCAUGGAGAAGGACCCGGCCAAGGAGGGCAGCGGCGAAGUAAGUGGCAGCGGCGACCUACUACCGACCGCUACUAAACGUAACUCGCUAAGCGAAUUCCUUGUUGCUAACAAUGUGACCGCUUUGAUUAACCCAAUGACAACGACCACGCCCCCGCCGCCUCUGGCGGUUAUACUGCCGCUGGAGCAGCCCAAGGAGCGGGAACGUGAGCGGGAGCAGGAGCUGGCCAUGUCUGUGGAGGAGCCGCCGCCGCCGCUCAAGAAAAGGGACGCCAGCACACCGCCCAUUUGCAAGACGCCCCACGUGGCGGCAAAUGGCGAGUCCAAGAGUCCGACAGUGGGCCACAAGAUGCACCUGCAUCACAGCAGGCCGCCUCCACAGCACCAGCUGCAUCAGACGCAUCACCAGCCAGCACAUCUGCAGCAGCAUCCUCCCGGGAAGCGCAUAUUCCAUAACCGCACGCUGAACAAUAACCCAAACAGUAGACAUAAUAGUACUAACAAUCCCCAUGCAUGUGGUGGUGGCGGUGGCGGAAUCCCCCAUUCGAAUCCCAACAGUAGCAACUCUAGCAGCGGCAGCGGCAGCAACAAUAACCCGGGCAUGCUGCCCUUUUUGGCGGGCACCCCGGGCACCUACAACCGCACCACCAACCGCCUCAAUCACGGUCCCUUGCUGACCGCCACCCACUACAACAUCUGCAAGAACCACCAGCACAGUCUGCAGCAGCAGCAGGCGCACCAUUUGGCCCGCGGACUGGUCUACAACUCGGCUUUGUUCGGGCAUGGAGCCCGGCAUCCGGGACUGCUGUCGCUGGCCGGUGCAGGUGUGGGCGUGGCCGGUGGGCAGGGUGCGGCUCUACUGGGGCAUCCGCCGCAUAUCCGUGGUGGUGGUGGUGGUGUCGGCGGCGGUCCCAUUAGCUUCAAUGCGGCAGCAGCGGCCGCAGCUGUGGCCGCCAAUAGUAUUAGCUACCAUCAUCAUCAUCAUCAGCACCAACAGAAACCGAAAAUCGUUAUAAAACCCUUCAAAAUUCACGAUCCACAGCCCCUAGUUGCAGCGCUCGCGGACAGCUCGCUGGUGGACGCCAUCGUCUCCAAGGUAUCCACGGCCACCGUGGCGGCGGCAGCGGCGGCGGAGAGUGCGGCGCGCCGGAGCCGGAGUCGCGAGCGGAGAAGCCGGAGUCGGAGCAAGCGGCGCACCAGCGGGAGCCACCAUCGACAUCACUCCAGCAGCCGCUCAAGAUCGAGGUAUAGCUCAUCCAGCAGUCGAAGCGGAUCGCGCAGUUCCAGGUCCCGCUCCGGGUCCCACUCUUCCCGCUCCAGCUGCUCAUCGCACAGCAGCUCGGGCAGCUCCUCCUCCGGCAGUGGUUCCGGAUCCUCACAGUCCGGAUCUCGGUCGCCCUCCAUUCCGAGGCGUCGCGGCUCGCCAAGCUUUCUGGACAGACGUCGCAUAACAAGUGCCCGCAAGCGACCGAUUCCGUACCACCACAAGGCCGCCGGCGAGGGAGAGCCGGAGGAGGCCUCCAGUUGCUGCUCCAGUUGUUUCAGCCGCGCCAGCAGUCCGGUCACCCCCCUUCUCACGCCCCUGCGCAACAGCCGGAGUCCCUCGAUGGCCGCCUUCUGAGUGUUAACCGCGUCGCUGCGCAAGAUGUGCGGCGAGUCCUGAGGCGAGUAGUCCUCCUCGAUCAAUCACUCUCAUCCUAGUCAUCCUAGCCCAACUAGUCAGAUAAUCAGACUCCUAGCCCCUAAGAUAGUUGUUAUGCGCAUUUAACUUGUUUUACACCUGCAUUCCGUAGCCCUAAGUUAGUAAUCUGCCCAUGAAUUUACUAGCGAAAUUAUAUUCUAGCUCCGAUAUUAAGCCAAUAAUACUCGUUCGUAAGCCUUUGAUCGAUUAUUUGCUAGUUCUAAGCCGCGUUUUAAUAUAAAUAAAUUAUUUGUUGCCUCUCGAAAAGUUCA
Messenger RNA from Drosophila gunungcola (fruit fly), 5555 nucleotides. RefSeq names its product serine/arginine repetitive matrix protein 2 (gene Srrm234). The transcript has 11 exons. NCBI's taxonomy places the organism in Eukaryota, Metazoa, Arthropoda, Insecta, Diptera, Drosophilidae. The record is from RefSeq and is a predicted model, not a curated record. Bases 217 to 5223 code for a protein of 1668 amino acids.